Melospiza melodia melodia is the source of this 5309-nucleotide messenger RNA. RefSeq names its product alkylglycerone phosphate synthase (gene AGPS). Gene Ontology annotation, biological process: lipid biosynthetic process. Lineage: Eukaryota; Metazoa; Chordata; Aves; Passeriformes; Passerellidae. Gene Ontology annotation, molecular function: alkylglycerone-phosphate synthase activity; FAD binding. The transcript has 22 exons. The record is from RefSeq and is a predicted model, not a curated record. Bases 184 to 2109 code for a protein of 641 amino acids. Gene Ontology annotation, cellular component: peroxisome.
GAGGUCUGAAAGUGAACCCAAGUGAAUCCAACAAGAAGGGCUCUUGUUGAAGAUUCUGGAGAAACUGAAGCAGACUGUUGCAGACCAGCACUUCAUUUCUAAUGAGAAGGCAGUCAUCCAAAACCCAGCUUUAAUGAAAAUGCUGCAUUGCACUGGAUUAUUCCUGCUGUACACUGCUGAGGAAUGAGGUGUAUGGCUUUGGGAGCUUCUGAAACAAAGUACCUGCAGUGCUUUUGUGAUACUGCUAAUUUGUGUCAUCAGACAAUCUGGAAUACCUGGAAACACAGAUUUGUUUGUCAGCACUCCAGAAGUCUGAGGGAUGCUUGUGCAGCUGGCUCUGGAGUCUCAUUCCAACACUUGGUACAUUCUGAAGAGUCCUGGAAGCAAUGUACAAGGCAAGAACUUUUGAAGUGGAAUGGAUGGGGAUAUAAUGACUCCAAAUUCAUCUUCAAUAAGAAGGGUCAAGCAGAAUUCACAGGAAAAAGGUACAGAUUAGGUGGUAUGGUAUUACCAACUUUUAAGGAAUGGAUAGAAAAAACCUUUGGAGCAAGUCUGGAGCACAAAACUACCUCUAGAGCAUCCUUAAAUGUUAAUGAUGUACCUCCAUCCAUUGUAAAUGAAGAAUUUCUUCAGGAUCUUAGAGCCACUAAAAUCUCAUAUUCCCAGGAUGCAGAAGAUAGGGUAUUCAGAGCUCAUGGCCACUGCCUACACGAGAUAUUUGUACUCAGGGAAGGAAUGUUUAAGCGAAUUCCUGAUAUAGUUGUAUGGCCUGUUUGCCAUGAAGAUGUAGUUAAAAUUGUGGAAUUAGCCUGCAAACACAAUCUCUGCAUAAUACCAUUUGGUGGAGGGACCAGUGUCUCUAGUGCUCUUGAAUGUCCUGAAGAAGAAAAAAGAACAAUUGUCUCCCUGGAUACAUCACAAAUGAAUCGGAUUCUCUGGAUAGAUGAAAAAAACUUAACAGCUUGUGUAGAAGCUGGCAUUGUUGGACAAGAUCUGGAAAAACAGCUUGCUGAAAGUGGCUUCUGUACAGGCCAUGAACCAGACUCCAUGGAAUUCAGUUCACUAGGAGGCUGGGUAGCAACACGAGCAUCAGGCAUGAAAAAAAACAUCUAUGGAAACAUUGAAGAUCUGGUGAUCCAUAUAAAAAUGGUAACUCCUAGAGGAAUAGUAGAAAAAAACUGUCAAGUACCUCGCAUGUCAACAGGACCUGAUAUCCAUCACUUCAUUAUGGGAUCUGAAGGAACGCUUGGAGUGGUUACUGAAGUUACGAUAAAGAUUCGCCCGGUCCCCGAGUACCAGAAGUAUGGCUCUGUGGUCUUCCCCAACUUUGAGCGAGGGGUUGCCUGCUUGAGGGAAGUGGCAAAGCAGAGAUGUGCUCCUGCAUCAAUUCGCCUUGUUGACAAUGCACAGUUUCAGUUUGGUCAUGCUCUUAAACCACAAGUUGCUUCCAUUUUUACAUCGUUUUUGGAUGGACUGAAAAAGUUCUACAUCACAAAGUUUAAAGGAUUUGAUCCCAACAUACUGUGUGUAGCUACCUUGCUCUUUGAGGGUGACAGAGAGAAGGUUCUUCAGCAUGAGAAGCAAGUCUAUGAUAUUGCCACCAAGUUUGGUGGCUUGGCAGCAGGAGAAGAUAAUGGACAGAGAGGAUACAUGUUGACAUUUGUCAUCGCUUACCUUCGGGACCUAGGCCUGGAUUAUUACGUAAUAGGAGAAUCAUUUGAGACAUCUGUUCCUUGGGAUAGGGUUUUGGACCUUUGUAGAAAUGUAAAGGAAAGGAUAGUACGAGAAUGCAAAGAAAAGGGUGUUCAGUUUGCUCCUCUUUCCACCUGUAGGGUGACACAGACUUACGAUGCAGGUGCAUGUGUCUACUUCUACUUUGCCUUUAACUACAGAGGAAUUAGUGAUCCUAUUCAUGUCUAUGAGCAAAUUGAGAGGGCUGCUAGAGAAGAAAUACUUGCCAAUGGAGGAAGUCUUUCACAUCACCAUGGAGGCAAAUUGCGGAAGCGCUGGAUGAAGGAGAGCAUCUCUGAUGUUGGCUUGGGAAUGCUGAGAUCUGUUAAAGAAUAUGUGGACCCCAAUAACAUCUUUGGAAACAAAAAUCUUUUAUAAAGCCCUGCACAAAUGAUGUACUAAAAAUUAAAAAUUACUGUUGAAAUUCCUCCACUUUCAUUGUAUUGAUAUCCCAGUAAUCAAAUAUAACAUAGACUAAACUUUCAAAACUAGUAACUUGCCUUGAUUUUUGCUACUCCCUUCCCCCUUCCCCCAAUAAAGUAUAAACAUCACUGUUAAUGUUUAUGGACUUUUACUUAACAAUGUUCCAACCUACUGGGCACAAAGUACUAACCAGGAAAUGCAAAUUUGGGUUUCCAAGCUGGGCUAGGCAGCACAGCUGACAGUAUUUUCAGUGCUGGAUACUGCCAGAUGUUUCUCACUUAAAGCAUCCCCCACCAGGAGGACAAAGACUGACAACAGUGUUUUCUACAGAUGCAGCUGCACAGCCCAGCCUCUUGCUAAAGGAAAGCUGCUGAGACAGAUGAGAGAACACCAAGGAGUACCUCCCUGUACUGCAUUAAGUAUGUAACAGACUUGUAACCAGCAAAUACUUAGAGUAUAAAUAUAGGCUUUCAUCAAAAGAGACAGUGUAAGUCAAACUACUAAAAAUUCAGUAGUCUCUCACUGUAAUACUACUGGAAAAUCUUACACAAUUGAGCUGUUCUGAGUUGUAUUUGCAUUGCUGGGAUAAUCUUAAAUUAAUUGUAGGUCAGUCACUAAGUUUUGUACAAUGGACAUUUCUCACUGUAUGUUGAAAACAGGUUUGUAACAAAAUUUUGUGUUCAUCUGUACUUCAGUCCUAGUGUGUAUGGGUUUUGUUCCCGUUGUUUGUUUUGCACAGAUGCAAAAUAUCUUUUUCAGUUACUCAGAUGAAACUGCCCAGCACUGUCUUUUGAAACAGUCACAACAGUUUAAUAAAACACUUAAAUGGACAACCUACUGUCAUCCUGGAAGUGAGAUUUCCCAUUUAAGUUUUGUACAGUUUCCUAUGGCCUUUAUGAAUCAUUUAUUUACUUCACAAGUAGCCACUAUUUUAAUUGUCCAUUGAACUUUAUGAAAAUGAAAUAUUUUCUUGAUCAGUAUCAUGUGAGAGUAAGCAUUUUUACAUUGAAACUUGAAUCGUAAUCAGUAAAAUAAAAAAAAUAUUUGUCAAUACUCAUGAUCCAUUUUUAAGGUGGGUUCUUUCUUAAAGCAAAUUAUCCAACUUUUUGAUAAUUAAUGUAUAUGCAUAAGAUAGAAAAAAUACAGACUAUCCUUUGAGGACACUGUCUCUAGUCAACUGCUUCACAGCUCUGUAGUGUCAGUUUGGACACCUUUUGUAUUGGUAGUGCCCUUAAUGAGGAGAAAAUUAUAAACUGCAUUUUUGUUUUUAAACUAUUUUAGAAUACUCUCUAAUUAACUUUCAGUUUUGGAAAUAUACCAAAAAGAAUAUAAAAUGCUUGAAAAGAUACUGCAUAUCAGACAACUCUGAACUUGUUCUAAGAUUAAUUUCAAUGCUACAGUUCAAAUGAUUGAAAAACAUGGACACUCAGACCAUAACUUUAAACUGCAUGCUGUCAAGGUAACUAAAGAAAACUUCUUAUGAUCUGCUGGUCAUAAGACAGAAUGUUCAUGUGAUAUUGUUAAUGCAGCUGGAAUUAUUUUGAAUGGUCUUUAUUUCACAACAUUUCAGUAUAAAAAUCUAUUAUUUUUCCUUGUCCCCGGAGUUGGUAUUUCAGCAGUAGCCAAAACAGUAGGGGUAGUCUGUUGUGGGAAACUGAGCCUUUGCACUGUGGUUAAGUGUUCCUUAUGUGCACAGAGGUGUCUGGGGGAGUGGCUCUGUGCAUGGCCGUGCAGGGACUGCCUCACCUCCGCUGCUCUGCCCGUGGGCACGCCCUGCCCACGGCUGGCCUCUGCUCCUGACUUGUGCCACUCCCCAGUGGAGACUUUUCUAGGAGCUGGUGAAUAUGAAGGGUGUUUAUGUGCCUCAAUGAAAGUUUGUGUAGCUAUGAAGAAUUAAUUUUGAAGGAAAGCAUGUGAAGCUUUUUUGCAGAAUGACAGCACAGAGUAGAACAAGUAGUUAUAGCUUAGUAAUACUGAUCUCUUAAGAUUUUGACUACAGUACAACACAGCUCUGCAACAUCCUUCCCAUUUUUUAAUUUUCUGACUAUGGUUUCCUCAUCCUUUUUUGUAUUUAAGUACACAGGUAAAAAGUUCCUUACACUCUCUAACCUUUACGUAGCCACUGACUUCUGAAGUGAUUUAAAAUGCAGUAAAGAUUUUUACUGUAUGUCAAUUGUCCUAUGGGAAGGUGAAAUAACAGGCUACAAGGGUCCCAAAUCACUGUCACUGGAUAUCACUGAGGAAGAAAUUAACACCAAAUGUAAUGAGUAUUGCUGUCUUCCUAAAUAUCUUAUGAACUGGUCAGAGCUUAGUUGAAACUGCAGUUGAAACAUAUGUAUUACUGUCUUUAAUUUCACAUUGCUAAUGAAAAUAGAAAAAAACGUAAUGCAAGUUCAGAAGACCUAGAUAGAGAUCAUUCACCAUUUAAAGGAAAUCUUACUGUCUCUAAUACUGUAGUCUUCCACCACUCUUCCUUCUGUAUGCUCUACUUUCUUUCUACAGACUUCACUUCUUGUAGCUGCAGCUUGUUCAGAGAUGGAGUUUGAUCCAUGCAGAUUAGAAGUGCUGGUGCAUAACACAACUGCAUUUGCUUGAGUAUUCUGGCCAUACAUAAGUUACAAGCAGUUUUAAUUAAGCUUGUAAUGACUUCCAAUUACACAGUUUCUGUUCCCUUUGAAGGAGGAAAGGUACAGAGAGUGACUGUGGCUUGACUGUAAAAUAUGUUUACAUUAGAGAGACCUUUAUAAAAGUUUGGAGGGAAAAGAAGCAAAUCUGUUAAAAGCUGAUCCAGGAUCUAAAUCUUACAGUCAAAGAAAAACAUGUCUUGAUUUGACUUACAUUACAGUGGUUAAGUUAGAGAUGUCAUCUUUGCCUUACAGCUGUGGACAGAGGCCAGACCAAAUAGUUCUUCCGUAGCAAUGUUAAUUAACUGAAACCAAUUUCAAAGGCAGGGAUACAUUAGCACUGAAAUCCAGAAAACACAAAUUGCUUCUCUGUCUUGGAAAUGUAUGUUUAUCAAGGUUGUAAUUUAAUUUUCUGAAAAUAAAGCCAAACAGUGUUUGUCAUUUUAGUGUGAGAUUAACUGUAAAGCUUCAGUUGUAAUGUUAAGAGAUUACAGAACCUUAUAUUAUUAAUAAAAAGAAAAUCAGUCUAAA